AUGUCAAGCUGCAACAAGAAAAGGUACAUUCUCAACACAGUGGCAGUGAACCUGGGAUGCAGCACUGGUUGCAAAAGGCCAAGGCUCUCCAGCAUAUUCCGGCCAAAACCAAGGGACAAACCCCAGCUCCACCACCACCAACCUCGCCAACACGAUUCUUCUUCAAGCUCAUGGGGUGCCACCACAUUUUCCUCCACCGCCGACACCCCACCCGUCUACUGCUCCUCCGACCCAGAUUCAGACAUCAAAAGCCUUCAAGCUGUACAAGGAUUCGGAAAGAUUGGAGGUGAAAGCGUGGCGGUGGAGAAAGACUCCGACGACCCAUAUCUCGACUUUAGGCACUCAAUGCUGCAAAUGAUUCUGGAAAAAGAAAUUUACUCGAAAGAUGAUCUUAAAGAGCUCCUCAACUGUUUCUUGCGACUGAAUUCACCAUAUUACCACGGGAUCAUUAUCAGAGCUUUUACAGAGAUUUGGAAUGGUGUGUACUGA
Fraxinus pennsylvanica is the source of this 489-nucleotide messenger RNA. The record is from the annotation of a GenBank genome assembly. Lineage: Eukaryota; Viridiplantae; Streptophyta; Magnoliopsida; Lamiales; Oleaceae.